UAUGUAAAGAAAGGAAUUAGCUUCGGUAUUUGCCCUUGUUAAAAUGAAAUUAUAGAAACGGGAAGGUGUAAUAGUUUUGUGCUGUCGUUUUCUCUUACCAUACGUUGCUGUUCUUUCGUCUUGGUUAAUUUCAUCAUCGUACAACAAUCACGCCACUCUUUCUGCUCCCACUCCUGUCUUGGCUGUUCUUGGAUCUCUUAACCAGUCAACGAGCAUGAAGAGGAUAGUGGCACUGUUUUUGCUUGUAGCAGCAAGCAAUGCUGCUAUUGGUUUGUACAAAGGUGAAGGUGGAGAGUGUAAUUAUGAGAGACAUUUGAUACCUCGGCCUCAUAGUGUUUCCAUUCUAGAGUUUGGUGCCGUGGGUGAUGGCAAAACUGUAAAUACAGUCGCCUUUCAGAAUGCAAUCUUUUAUCUCAAGUCUUUUGCUGACAAGGGUGGCGCUCAACUCUAUGUACCAUCUGGCCAGUGGCUCACCGGAAGUUUUAGCCUUACCAGUCAUCUUACACUCUUUCUCGAGAAAGAAGCCAUCAUUCUUGGAUCCCAGGAUGUUGAUCAUUGGAAGGUGAUUGAAGCUUUACCUUCUUAUGGUAGAGGGAUUGAUCUCCCAGGUCAAAGAUACAGCAGUUUGAUCAACGGAGAUAAUCUAAGUGAUGUUGUCAUAACAGGUGACAAUGGAGUGAUCGAUGGGCAAGGGUCUGUGUGGUGGGAAAGUUUUGAUUCUCAUACACUCAACUAUAGUCGUCCAAACAUUGUGGAAUUCAUCAACUGCAAGGAUGUUGUUGUUUCAAACAUAACUUUUCUAAAUCCCCCAUCAUGGACCAUUCAUCCUGUAUAUUGCAGUAACGUCCUGGUUCAAAAUAUAACGGCAAUCUCUCCACCCGAAUCUCCUUACACCAGUGGCUUGGUUCCAGAUUCUUGUGAUGGCGUUUGCAUUGAGAAUAGCAACAUCAGCAUGGGGCAUGAUGCGAUAUGUUUAAAGAGUGGAUGGGAUGAAUAUGGAAUUGCAUUUGGCAGAGCAACAACAAAUGUACAUGUCAAGGGUGUGCGUCUCGAGUCUUUUUCAGGGUCAGGGCUUGGUUUUGGAAGUGAGAUGUCUGGAGGCAUAUCCGAUGUCAUUGUGGAAAACGUGAAAUUGCAUGACUCCCCGACUGGGAUUGGGUUUUUCACAUCAAAAGGUAGAGGCGGAUACAUCAAAGAUGUUGUCAUAUCCCAUGUCAGCUUUCAUAAUGUUGUGCUUGCGAUCGAGGUUACGGGUGAGGACAACGUUCAUGCUGAUGAUGAAUAUGAUCCUGAUGCCUUCCCUGUCAUCCAACACAUCACUUUCAACAACUUCACUGGCCUGAAUAUUACUUCACCGGGACGCCUUUUUGGUAUUCGUGAAUCUCCUUUCACUUCCAUCUGUCUCUCUAAUGUUUCUCUUCUCCUCACCACCUCAUCUUCUUCUUCUUGGUUGUGUUCCAAUGUGUUGGGUUUCUCUGAAAACGUAUCCCCUAUGCCCUGCUUUCAACUCCAAGCCUUUCCUUGGAACUCUUCAGCUUGUUUUCCUGCUUCAACCUCUCGUAUUGCAUCCCUAUAAACCCCUAAUUUCAAAUCAUCAGUUUAAAUCCAUAUUUUCCAACCAAUUCUUCAUGUCAUCAAGUCUGUGUACAUCCUUGUUUCCCUUUAUUUCAUGUCCCAAAAAUUUUGGUAGCAGGUUGAUUUCAAUUCUCAUUUUUGUGAUUUGUUUCUUGUGCAUUCUUACUGUAUAUUUAGUUUGGAUGUCAGCAAUUGCUAUAGCUGGACAAAACCACAAGAAACUUUUUAGCGGUGUAUUUAUUAUGAAUUUGUCUUUAAUAGAUUUUUGUGUGUUGUAACA
Messenger RNA from Lactuca sativa (garden lettuce), 1855 nucleotides. RefSeq names its product putative polygalacturonase. Lineage: Eukaryota; Viridiplantae; Streptophyta; Magnoliopsida; Asterales; Asteraceae. Gene Ontology annotation, molecular function: polygalacturonase activity. Gene Ontology annotation, biological process: carbohydrate metabolic process. The record is from RefSeq and is a predicted model, not a curated record.